UCAAGCAUUGGAGGAAUAUUAGCAACAAUUUUUUGGAAACAUCUUUUUCACAAGUUUCAAAAUUUUCUGAAAAGAUGGAUUAACAAAAUCAAAAUUAUUUUAAACGGGAAAUUGGUUCACCAAAUAAUUUUUAAUACGUUGUUUAACCCAAGCCACACAAGUAAAUUAUUUCAUAAUGUCACAGCAAACUCUUGCUCACUUCGUUUUAGAAAGAAAUAUUCGACACUCACCAAGGCGCUCCCCAUUGCGCACUUUGCAUACAAGUCUUAGUGGUAGUGAUGCUGUUGCCUCUCCCAUGUCACCAGAUGAGGAGGUUAUAAGACAAAGAGGUCAAAUUAGAACCAGUCCAAGGAAAAGGGCAUUCCAGACAUCAACCCCUGCCAUCACAGAUAUUGGUUUAUUAGACACAUCAUUAGAUACCAGUACUACCUCAUCCAGUGGUUCACGUACACCCACACGUAAAAAUGCUGCAGAUGGAGUCAGAAAGAGGCUGAUGUUAUCAACAUCUUACAUCAGCAGUGAUCCAGAAGACAGUCCUUGUCCAAAGGGUUUAACACAAUCAGCAGCGAAGAAGCGUAAAUCUAACAAAGGAACCAAUGAAACACCUGUUUCAAUAAAUAAGAGAUUAUCUGCCCUUAGUUCUGAACAAUUAACAGAAUUGCUGGGUAACCUUAUAAACAAACAUCCAGAUUUGAAAGAGGAAGUUGAAAAAAGUUUACCUAAGCCAGAUAUUGGACAUUUGAUGGACAAUUUGGAGUAUUUUAGGAAAAAUAUUUUCAAGUCAUUUCCAAAUUCAAGGUGGGGAUCGGGCAGGGAUGCAUUUUGCUUUCGUAGAGUAAAAACUCAUGUUGAAAACUUUAAGAGUACAUGUAUAAGUCAAGGUAAACAACUUCAGGAUGCUGGGUCAUGGGAAGCUAGUCUAGAGUACAUACUACAAGCCUGGGAGUGUGUAGGUAAUACCCCUGACUGGGACAAUAUAGCUCACAACAAAAGUAAAGAAAUGUGCUUCCGUCACCUAGCAACACAGUGUAAAAAAUCUGUCAAGGAAAGCAGUUUAGACAAGGAUGCUUAUAUAGCCAUCAAAGACAGGUUGGAAGAGGCUGUUAUAAUAAACAACCAGAUAUCACCAUGCAUUGAGAUAGUUGAUAAGAAAAUACAGAAAAUUAAAUAAAGAAAAUUUUACCAGUAGCAAAUUGAAAGAGUAAGUGGAAUGAAGAAAGAAAGAUAGAUGGAAAAAAUUAGCUGAAGAAAAUUUUUCUAGGGAUUUCCUGAAAUAUGCAGAGAAUCAAAGUUACAAAAAUUUAAACUAUUUUUUUUUAAAUGAAAAUAAUUGACUUAGUUUUGACAAAGUUUACAACAGAAUUAUUUUUAUAA
This is a messenger RNA of Mytilus trossulus (common blue mussel), 1374 nucleotides long. RefSeq lists its product as uncharacterized. The record is from RefSeq and is a predicted model, not a curated record. The transcript is spliced from 7 exons. The coding region runs from base 176 to 1171 and encodes 331 amino acids. Gene Ontology annotation, molecular function: proteasome binding. Gene Ontology annotation, biological process: nuclear protein quality control by the ubiquitin-proteasome system; proteasome localization. Gene Ontology annotation, cellular component: nuclear membrane; nucleus. Lineage: Eukaryota; Metazoa; Mollusca; Bivalvia; Mytilida; Mytilidae.